Molecule: messenger RNA, 2117 nt
Organism: Arachis ipaensis
Lineage: Eukaryota; Viridiplantae; Streptophyta; Magnoliopsida; Fabales; Fabaceae
Source: RefSeq, a predicted model, not a curated record
AUCUUUGUUUAUGCAUAUAAAUUAAACGUGUCUUCCCAAUUUUCAAUUGUUCUUUUCUAGUUAGCCAGCUUGCUAGGUCCAUAUCCAUUUAUGGAGGGAGAGGGACAAGAUCAUAACAACAACUACACUCGCCCUCUUCUCACACCGCCGCCGCCCGCCGCCGUAUUCACCACAGAAUCCCAUGACAUCCCUCCGAUCAGCAGCCCCAGAAUCUUCGGCAGGGAGUUUCUCCUCGAGUCCAAGAAGCUCUGGUACCUGGCCGGCCCUGCCAUCUUCACCUCUGUCUGCCAGUACUCACUCGGCGCCAUCACUCAGCUCUUCGCUGGCCACGUUGGCACCUUAGAGCUCGCCGCUGUCUCUGUCGAGAACUCCGUCAUCGCCGGCUUCUGCUUCGGCAUCAUGCUUGGGAUGGGAAGUGCGUUGGAAACGCUAUGCGGACAAGCGUUCGGAGCGGGACAAUUGAGGAUGUUAGGGAUUUACAUGCAACGAUCAUGGGUCAUUCUCAACACCACCUGCUUGAUCCUCAGCCUUCUCUACGUCUUCGCCAAGCCGCUCCUCAAUUUUAUUGGCCAGACGGCCGCCAUAUCCAAGGCGGCGGGGGAGUUCGCCGUCUGGAUGAUACCGCAGCUCUUCGCAUACGCCAUGAAUUUCCCGAUCCAGAAGUUCCUGCAGGCGCAAAGCAAGAUCAUGGUCAUGGCUUGGAUAGCAGCGGCGGCGCUUGUGAUGCAUCUGCUGCUCAGCUGGCUGCUCAUGCUGAGGCUGGGCUGGGGGCUGGUCGGGGCCGCGGUGGUGCUGAACGGGUCCUGGUGGUUCAUAGUGGUGGCGCAGCUUGUGUACAUCCUGAGCGGCACGUGCGGGAACGCGUGGAGUGGCUUCUCGCUAAAGGCGUUUGAGAAUCUCUGGGGAUUCGUUCGUCUCUCCCUUGCAUCUGCAGUUAUGCUCUGGUAUCAAAAUUUAAAUUUAUUUAUUUCUUGGUCAUAUGCUUUUAUUUAUUUAAACUAUUUUUGUUUCUUCCUCCUUUACCAUGCAUGCAUACUUUUUCUGGGACGUGACCAUGCACACUACUUUGUUAUGUGUUUUUGCCAAAACAUGAACAUCUUGGGUUGGACCGUGAUGGUAUCCUUUGGAAUGAAUGCAGCAGUAAGUGUGAGGGUGUCAAAUGAACUAGGGGCAUCACACCCAAGAGCAGCGAAAUUCUCGCUAGUGGUAGCAGUGAUAACAUCGUUUGUGCUGGGUCUAGCAAUGUCACUGGUUCUUAUCAUGUUCAGGAAGCAAUACCCUUCCUUGUUCUCAAAUGAUUCAGCGGUGAAGGAACUGGUGAUGGAGCUGACACCAAUGUUGGCCUUUUGCAUCAUCAUCAACAAUGUUCAGCCUGUUCUUUCAGGUGUUGCCGUUGGGGCAGGGUGGCAGAGUCUUGUUGCCUAUGUCAACAUUGCUUGUUACUAUCUUUUUGGUGUUCCUCUUGGACUUAUUUUGGGCUAUGCGCUUGACUUUGGUGUCAUUGGGAUCUGGUCUGGGAUGCUCACGGGGACCAUUGUCCAAACUUGUGUUCUAUUCAUCAUAGUAUAUAGAACUGACUGGGACAAAGAGGCCUCCCUUGCAGAAGAUAGAAUAAAGAAGUGGGGUGGGCAUAAAGAUUCAAAAUCCAAUGGUGUCGCAAAUAAUGAUCAGCAAACAUGAAAGUGUUGCAAAUUCUAGAACCAAAUUUUUUAUGUAUUUAAUUUCAUUUUGUCAAACUUGUGUUCAAGGGCCAACAUUAGCCCAGUUGUAUAAUUUAGAAGUGUUAUGCCUCGUUGGCUCGUAUGAUAGAAAUGCUAAAAAGUAAUCAACAUUUAUUAUUUUUGACCAUUAAAUGUGAUGGUCAAAAACAAUAAAUUUUGUGAUAAUCCUCUAGCAUUUCUCUAUCUCCACCCCUCAAACAGGUUGAGGGGUGGCUGAGUCUGGAACGAUAGGGCUGUAGUGGAUGGGGUUGCUGCUGCUCAUCCUUUUCUUCAACGUUCACCUGUUUCUUUCUCAACACUCAUCCCUUCUGAACUCUCUUUUAUGUCACCAUGCUACUUUGCCUCCCGGCUUGCAAUCUGCAGGAAAUUAAAGAAUCAAUUUAGAGGUUGUUGCUC